UAGCAUAAGUUAUGUUUUUUAAAUGAUAACAACAAUUAUUAUAGUAAUUUAGAGAUUUACUCACCAUCUACAUGCCCAAAAUUGUCCUAACGAAGAGUAUAUAUACUUUUUCAGUUGGGUAUGCCAAGAUGUCUUUGACAGAUGAAACAGACAUGCACAGAAGACAGGUUCAGUUUUAUGAACAGGCUCAGGCUGGAAAGCUUCAAAACACGGCAGAUCUGUACCAUGAAAUAGAGAACCUUAAGAUGAAAGUGAAACAGCUUGAAAAAGGGCACAAGGAGUAUCCGAAGGUGCCGAUGCUGAAUUACAAGGACAGGAAAAGGAUUCUGAUUACUGGUGGUGCAGGAUUUGUUGGUUCACACCUUGUGGAUAAGUUGAUGAUGCAGGGCCACGAAGUCUAUGUUGUGGACAACUUCUUCACUGGGCGUAAGAAAAAUGUAGAACACUGGAUCGGACAUGAAAACUUUGAGCUGAUACAUGCAGAUAUAGUAAACCCGCUCUUUAUUGAAGUGGAUCAGAUAUACCAUCUGGCAUCCCCUGCUUCCCCUCCAAACUACAUGUACAACCCAGUGAAGACACUGAAAACCAAUACCAUAGGGACCAUCAACAUGCUUGGUUUAGCCAAAAGAUGUAGAGCAAGGAUGUUGUUAUCUUCGACAUCUGAGGUGUAUGGAGACCCUGAAGUACAUCCCCAGAGUGAAGAUUAUUGGGGUCAUGUGAACCCUAUAGGGCCCAGAUCCUGUUAUGACGAAGGCAAAAGAGCAGCUGAAAGCCUCAUGUAUGCUUACAAGAAACAGGAGCAAGUUGAAAUUCGAGUGGCAAGGAUUUUUAACACUUUUGGUCCACGUAUGCACAUGAAUGAUGGACGUGUUGUCUCAAACUUCAUUCUGCAGUCAUUGCAAGAUCAGCAUAUCACAAUAUAUGGGAAGGGAGAGCAGACGAGAUCAUUCCAGUAUGUAAGUGAUCUGGUUGAUGGUCUUGAGGCACUGAUGAAUAGUGACUAUGAUCAGCCAGUUAAUAUUGGAAAUCCUGAUGAGUACACGAUAAAUGAAUUUGCUACAGCUAUAAAACAAAGAGUUGGUGGCAAAAGCAAGAUAAUCCAUAAACAGUCUGUGACAGACGAUCCAAGUAGACGUAAACCAGACAUUUCCAGAGCUAAACAGUAUCUAAACUGGGAACCUAAGGUGAAGGUCAUGGAUGGAGUCAACAAGACAAUAGAAUAUUUCCGACAGGAGCUUCGGCUUUCCAACAUGAUUCCAUAGAAACAUCUCAAGUAAUCUUUGUGACUUUGAAAGUAAAACUGUACUAUGAUGAUGUGUCCAUUUUGAAGGACACAUAGAACGUGGGUUUUAUUUUUUCAGAUACAAAGCCUAUAACUCUUGGGCUAAUAGUCAAUUCAGUGCAAAAUCCAGUUGAGGAGACUGGGGUCUCUCUCUCCACUAUUAAAAGCUGAUAUGUCUUCAUAUGACCUUCUUUGUGCCAGUAAGGCUUAACAGACAACUAAAACAACAGACCAUAUUUAACCAAAGACCAAACAGCUCUUAAGUCCACAAGUUUCAUCAUUUGCAGUGUAUUGUAAUCUGUAAAUGGAGAUCAUCUGCAAAAAACCACUUUUGAUUCUUUCAAGUGUGGCUAGUUAAUGUGUACAAUUGUGACUUUGCUGGAAUUAAGUUUAUAAACAGGUCAGGUAAUAAGACCAUUUUUUUUAAAGAAACAGACAUUCCUUUUAUGGAAAUAUAUGGUAGAAUUUAUCUUAAAUUGGUAGUAGUCACAUCAUUUUGACUUCACUUACUUUAAAUAGAUGAAUAUUUGAAUAACACACUUUUAAGAUUAUUUUUCAGGUAACUAGGUAUGGUCUGGUUUUGAAAUUGUUAAUUUGAAAAUUUAAAAAUGUAUGUUUGUUUUGCACUGGCAAUCAUUUUACCAGCAGUAGCUUGUUACAGCUAGAUUUUAAUGAUUUUUGUAAGAGGUAAAAAUGGAGGUCUUUUUUACCUCCUAGAUUUACCACAAUCCUCAUUUUUGUGACAAAUGCUACAAAGUCCAUUUCCGCCACAGUCCCCACUCCCCUGCCCCCCCCCCCUCCCCACCCACA
Molecule: messenger RNA, 2092 nt
Organism: Mercenaria mercenaria
Lineage: Eukaryota; Metazoa; Mollusca; Bivalvia; Venerida; Veneridae
Product: UDP-glucuronic acid decarboxylase 1-like
Exons: 11
Coding region: 72-1262 (396 amino acids)
Biological process (GO): D-xylose metabolic process
Cellular component (GO): cytoplasm
Molecular function (GO): NAD+ binding; UDP-glucuronate decarboxylase activity
Source: RefSeq, a predicted model, not a curated record